AUGAAAGACUCCACAAGAAUAUAUCUCGCCUCCUUCAUCGUCUUCCUCUGGGCCAGCUUCUUCGGCAUCUACAACCUCAUCGACAUCGGCAUCUUCGACGCCCACUACAUCUUCUCCCCCUCCAAACUCCACGCCCUCGCCAUCGCCUCCAUCGAAGGCAACGGCAACAACACCCGCGCCAUCGUCGCCAACAUCGUCUCCCAGCUGCAAGCCGACCCGGACCUGGCGCCUUAUCUGAGUGUAAAGGAGGAGUGGAUGUUUAAUAAUGCCGGCGGGGCGAUGGGGGCUAUGUAUUUGAUCCAUGCUAGCAUAACAGAAUACCUAAUAAUCUUCGGCACCCCCCUGGGCACCGAGGGCCACUCCGGCCGCCACACCGCCGACGACUACUUCCACAUCCUCACGGGCACCGAGCUCGCCUUCUCCGCCGGCUCCUACGAGCCGGAGAUCUAUUCCCCCGGAUCAGUGCACCAUUUGCGCCGUGGUGAGGUGAAGCAGUAUCGGAUGCCGGAGGGCUGUUUCGCGCUGGAGUAUGCCCGCGGCUUUAUACCGGGGAUGUUGAUGUUUGGGUAUGCGGAUGGGUUGACUAGUACGAUGGAUUUGCCGACGCUGUGGACGACGACGAGGGUUACGGGGAGGGAGAUGUUGGGAAAUUUGGUUAGGGGGAAGUUGUAG
Messenger RNA from Saxophila tyrrhenica, 672 nucleotides. RefSeq names its product C-8 sterol isomerase (gene ERG2). The coding region runs from base 1 to 672 and encodes 223 amino acids. The transcript is spliced from 2 exons. NCBI's taxonomy places the organism in Eukaryota, Fungi, Ascomycota, Dothideomycetes, Mycosphaerellales, Extremaceae. The record is from RefSeq and is a predicted model, not a curated record. Gene Ontology annotation, cellular component: endoplasmic reticulum. Gene Ontology annotation, biological process: ergosterol biosynthetic process.